Molecule: messenger RNA, 1603 nt
Organism: Rubroshorea leprosula
Lineage: Eukaryota; Viridiplantae; Streptophyta; Magnoliopsida; Malvales; Dipterocarpaceae
Source: the annotation of a GenBank genome assembly
AUUGUGUGAAUUUUCAUUCAUACCAUUGGAGAUUUAGAGUUCGAUUCCUCUUAUCUCAUCCACUCCACUACCCCCAAUUUCCUUAGUUCAAAAAGAAAGAAAGAAAAAAAAAACAAAUUCUUGUCCCUCAAUAUCGAAAUAUAAUAGAAAUAUUAAGUGGCCUUUUAAGGUUUGUUUAUUUUCUUGGUUGUUGUUUUUUUCAUUUUUUGCUUCUUUUGUUUUUUAUUCGACUACCUUCCUUGAAACGUUGUCGUUUAAUCCUAGGACCCUAUUUCCUCUCAUCUCUUGUUCUCAUGUCUUGCAGUCCUCGAAACCGCAGUACGCACCUCGCAGCCUCUCUGCUUUUCCUGAGCUCCCUUACCCUGUUCAGUUGACUGUUUGGUGCAAGGUGAAGGCUGCAACAGUGAACAGAUGAUGGCUCCAGAUAGUGGCAAGAGAAGGCAGAGACCAAAUAAACUUGUGACGGGCACUCCUGGAACUGGCAAAACAACUACGUCAACUGCCCUGGCAGAGGCCACUCAGCUCCGCCACCUGAAUAUUGGUGAUUUGGUUAAGGAGAAGAACUUGCAUGACGGCUGGGACAAUGAUCUCCAAUGCCACAUCAUCAAUGAGGACCUGGUAUGUGAUGAAAUUGAGGAUGUGAUGGAAGAAGGGGGGAACAUUGUGGACUAUCAUGGCUGCGAUUUCUUCCCAGAGAGAUGGUUCGACCUCGUGGUGGUUCUUCAGACUGACAACUCAGUAUUAUAUGAUCGCUUGACUAAGAGGUAAUGUACCCUCUAGAUGUAUGUGAACUUGACUUCAUUUGCUUACCUUGUCUCACGGGGUGGUUUCAUUUUAGAGGGUACGAAGGAAGCAAACUUUCCAAUAACAUAGAAUCUGAAAUAUUCCAAGUUUUGCUUGAGGAGGCUAAAGAAAGUUAUCCGGAAAAUAUUGUUAUGGCUAUGAAGAGUGACAAUGUUGAUGAUAUCAGUAGAAACGUUUCAACUUUGACGGAUUGGGUCAGGAAUUGGCAUCCCCCAUCCUGAUUCCAUGUCCUGUUCUUCCUAGUUGUUAUUGCUUUAUAUUAGAUGAUACCAGUAAAAGCUUGAUUUCUUAUGUGUGCACUUCUCUGUAAGUAUACCUUCAGCAAUUUCUUUUCUACCUUCGGUACUAAUGUACUACUGUGAAAUCGGUCAGGCUUUCAAAUUUUCAUUAUCUAGUCUUGUGUGGAGAUGUCCGGAGCUUAUAGUAAUUUUCUAUGGUGAAAUCAGUUAGUUUGUUUAAUUUCAUUUUCUAGUGUUGGAAUGAUCUUUUUGCUGCAAAAGCCCAAGUUGAAUCCAAAAACAGUUUUCUGAAUGAACUUAUGGAUUCUUGAAUUUAAUGGAGAACUUCUUGAAGCUAUAAUGUCUUCUUAUCAAAGAUUUAAGUUCUUUCUUUCUAUGACAAACACAAAAAAUUGAUAAUUUCAUGUGUUCGAGCAGAAUUUGUCCAUGUCAAGCUUGAUCAAAUGUCCGAGCUCUCUAGGUCAAGUCGUAACUGUGUCUUCAGGUCACUUGCAAAACCCAAGGAUGGUUUUUCGUGUCAACUCUAGAGAAAGAAGCUGUAAUAGAAAAUGUUUAAGAGU